AUGGGAAAUAAUGGCAAUGAAGCUUGUGACACCAGACUCACACUUGGACUUUCCACAAGUGAUCAUCAAAAGAAAAUUACAUGUCUAGAUCUAUCUAUUAUUCCUCUUCAUUCUAGUGAUCAUGGCACCAACAAGAUUGAUGGGUCCAGCGCAAAAACUUGUAAAAAUUACAGCAAAUUUAACAGUGAAAGCAAGAAGAUUGGUGUGAGAAAGAAACUGAGGCUUACCAAAGAACAAUCCACUUUGCUUGAAGACAGUUUCAAACACCACACUACACUUGCUAUGGGUCAGAAACAAGAACUUGCAGCAAAAUUAAAACUCAAACCAAGGCAAGUAGAAGUUUGGUUUCAGAAUAGAAGAGCAAGGACUAAACUGAAGCAAACAGAAGUAGACUGUGACUUCUUGAAGAAAUGGUGCCAGAGUUUGAAUGAUGAAAAUAAUAGGCUAAAGAAAGAGUUGCAAGAGCUAAGAUCAAUCAAGAUUGAUCAACGGGCGAUGCCGUUUCAUUUCUCCAAGGCUAGGACACUGGCUCUGUGUUCAUCAUGCCAGAAAAUUUCAAGAGGAGACACUGAUGAAAUACAUGAAACAGGGCCGGAAAGUGACCAGUGA
Molecule: messenger RNA, 609 nt
Organism: Solanum dulcamara
Lineage: Eukaryota; Viridiplantae; Streptophyta; Magnoliopsida; Solanales; Solanaceae
Product: homeobox-leucine zipper protein HAT22-like
Exons: 3
Coding region: 1-609 (202 amino acids)
Biological process (GO): regulation of DNA-templated transcription
Molecular function (GO): DNA-binding transcription factor activity, RNA polymerase II-specific; sequence-specific DNA binding
Source: RefSeq, a predicted model, not a curated record